Messenger RNA from Styela clava, 2540 nucleotides. The record is from RefSeq and is a predicted model, not a curated record. Lineage: Eukaryota; Metazoa; Chordata; Ascidiacea; Stolidobranchia; Styelidae.
CUCUUGGCCCACCACUGAUUCUCUUUUAAUUUUUUUGAUUUUCAGCUAAAGUUUUCAGAAUAUAUUCAUAAGCAGAAUUUCAGAAUGUAUAUUGAAUGGCAGAUUAUUCAGUUUUAUUAGAUCGUUCCAACUUAACUUCAGUCAAGCAAGUAUAGAAACUGGUAUUCUAGACAUAUAGGUAAUAUACACUGAAUAAUGAUUGAAUAAUUCUUAUAGUUUACUAGACACACAUAGAUGUAAAUGAUAGUUUAAAAGUUUCAAGAAGGAUUUGCCGUUUCACUGUGCCAUUACUUGUUGGAAAAGGAUUCUCUACUGUGAAGACUGAAACAUUUUAAGAAAUAAUAAUGGCGUCGUCAAUGACUGAAAUAGUUACGUCACCUGUUGCAAAGCAUAGAAAAAGUGCUUUUGGAUUUGAACCGUCUUAUGAAAAGAGAUGGGACAGCGUCAUGCAAUUGCAGACAUCACAAAAGAAAACGCCGCAUAGGUACCAACAAUCACCCGUCUUCUCACGAAAAGUGCAUUCUUGUCCUUCGGAGAAAAUUGAUCCAAAGCAUCAUCACCACCGUAGGCGCCAUCAUACAGAUUCACGACGUCAUCAUACAGAAUCACGGCGCCAUCAUGCUGUAUCUGAGAGCGAUAAAUCUGAUGUGACUUGCGAUGAACGCGUACAUUUACUUUCAAGUUUGCCGUGGCGAAAGUCGACUGACAGCGACAGCUCGAGCAAUUCUUCAAAUGACGAUCUCUCAUCAGGGAGGAAUUUUGGAGGGUAUUCCCCUUUUUUCUCUCAUAGACUAGAUGAUAAUCUGGAGAGGGAACGCACUCGCAGCGUUUCUGCAACGUCGAAACCUCUUUUUCUCAGGCGAGGGAAGCAGAGAGCUCGAUCACAAGGAUCCUCCCCAAUCCCACAAAGAAAAUAUGAGCCGGGAAUUCCCCCAAUUUCUCUUGCCAUUCCAAACUAUGCAAAUCAGGGAAAUUCCCACAUGUCAUAUAAAACAACAAUGCAUAUAGAAAACCAAAAAGCAUCAGCUUCCUCCCCGGGUCUUGUCCUUAGCCCCAUUGAAGACCCCGUUACCCCGCAAGCUGGGACAACCGAGUUUAUCACUGUGCCCAUGGUCCAUGUCACCGGAGAACAUUUAACGGAAAACCAUGUCCAUCAUUCAACACUAGUUGGAGCUAAUAAUCCGACUGGUUUCUUACAAGUACCACCACUAGAUGGAUCAGGGAGUCAUGCUACGCACAGCCCGCAUACUUUGCGUAAAUUCCUCGGACUGCAAACAGAAGAAAUUCCUCCCACAGGUCUGACAGAAACAGAUAUCUUACGAUCUCGUCUCUUAUCUCGGCGAUUCUCUUCCAGUAGCGAGUCCAGCACUAGCACUCUGACAUGAGUGGUGCAAUGAGUCAAGUUUUAUAUAAAACAGAGGUGCAAGGAGUGAAAGAAUGUACAAAAUAAACUGUAAAAACUUGCUUCUGAGCAAAGAUGAAGAAAAACUUUUACUAAACUGUUCGGACUCCACCAUCAAGUCCAUGGACCGGACCGAAUGGUAACUGGACAAGAGGCUGUUGGUCGCCAUAUGAUUAAGACAUCAUAUCAGCUUUCCUCUUCCACAGGAUAAAAAUGAAAACCUUUUAUUUCAAUGACAAUUAUUUACUGUCCAUGGCUUCCUCCAUCGUAAUAACCGGACCGGACAAGAGGUCAUUGUUCGCCAUAUGAUUAAGCCGUCUUAUCGGCUUUCCUCUUAUCCAUGAUGAAUUUAAAUUUUAUUUUCCUAUAAUGAUAAUUAAAUACAUUGCAAAUGUCAAAUUAAUUAAAUUAAUUAAUAAUCUGCAUUAUUUUAUGAUUUUCUGUGCAGUUCAAGAUUUUCAUAUUUGAAUCUUUGUUGAGUUAAAUUUUUAUGAAUUAACCCUCCUUCCCUCUGUUUUCUAAACAGACUGCCCCACCUAGUGCCUUUUUCUUUAUUCUUCAUGAAUAAUAAACUCUUCUUCUACGAAUGUUCCUUGUUAUCUGGUUUUAUCUAAAAUUAAUUUAAUAUUUAAAUGGUUCCCAAAAUGGUCAGUCGGUACAGGUUUGUUGAUUUCUUGGUCAAAAAACUCAUAUAGAUCAAUUUAUUGAAAGUUGUUGUUGGAAAAAAAUCACUUUUUCUGCUACUAACAGACCCAAAGAUUUCAUUUUUUCAAAUAUUGAAAGAAGUCGUUAAAAGGCUAUUACCUAAUUUUUUUUCUGCCAAUUUCUUUCUAGUUUCCCAGGCCUGGUAUUUCACGCAAUAUUUUGCUGUCAUAUUUUCUGUAUGGGAACACUUUUUAUGUGACAUAUGAGAACAUUAAAUAUGACAUCCAACAGAGUAUCUAUACAUUAUUCUUCAUGAUGAUAAUUAACUGUGUAAAACGGUCGAGGGAGUUAUUCUAUGUUCCGGAUAUAUUUGAGCAUUGCUCACUUGUGCUUUACUUUAUUGAUUUCCAAGGUGCUAUAUUGUGCUAUUAUUGCACUGUGCGCUGGUUUAUGUUCUUUUUUAAAUAAACAAUUCAUUGAAAGGUUUGCAUUA